AUGGAGUCACUUUCAAAGCAAGAGUUAAUAUCGACAAUAACAAAACAAGCUGAUCAAAUUAAACGGUAUGAGGCGAGACUUAGAGAUGUCGUCGCUGCAUACAAAGGUCUAAUAAAGGAAAAAGAUGCCUUGGAGGCUAGUUUAAAGGCUUUAAGUAAUGAAGAAUCUUCCAAUGAAGACUCAAAGGACUCUGUGGCUGCUCUUACACAGUCUCUAGCAACAUUAACCGCUGAGAAGUCUCGUAUGGAGGAAGCUUUCCAAGCUGAUAAGAAAGUGACUAGGGAGAAGUAUGAAAACAUGCUUACUGCUAUCAGGGAAGAAAACAAAACAUUAAUACAACAGCAUCAAAUAGAGGUGGGCAAUUUGAAAGCAAAAAUUUCUUAUGAAAUACAGGAGAGAGAGAAAGAGAGGGCAAAUCACACUGCAAUGUUGAAAGAGCUGAAUAUGAAAUUAACAUCGGAGAGGAGAACCAAAGAGAAGUUAGAGGACAAGGCUGUCCACAGCACAGAGGACCAAGAGGCCGGCGGCCCGGAGAGGUCGCAGCCCGAGCUGGAGGCGAGGGUGCGCGAGCUGAACGCGUCGCUGGAGGCGGCGAGGCGCCGGCUGCAGAGGGCGGAGGCGCGCGCCCAGGACACGCCCGCGCUGCUGCGCAGCCUGCACGGCAAGCUGGCGCUGCUGGAGCGCUCGCACUCGGUCGCGCUGCGGGAGGAGCAGAUCAAAGUGAAACGCGCCGAGGAGGCCGCGAGGAAAACGUGCGCCCGCCAGGAGGAGAGGGUGGCGCUGCUGGAGGCGAGGCUCGCGGAGCUCUCGCAGACCAUCGGGGAGUACGACUCGAUGAGGAGGAAAGACCAGCAGACCAUCCAGCAGCUGAAGGAGACGCUCAACGGCAGCCUCCUGGACAAGGUCGCCAGCAGACGAGACGAGCCCCCCACCCGCAGCGAGACGGACAGCGAGAAGCUCGCCGACAGCGAGUAUCUUCGCACGCUGAUCGACAGGAUCCACAUCCUGAAAAAGGAGCUGAUAGCGGAGAACGAGAAGAUGGGCGGCCCAGUAGACAUGGCGACGGUCUUCUGCGCGGAGUCCUACGGAGACCCCCACGAGGGGUGCAGGGCUGAGCUGCAGAAGAUUAAAGCCGAGCUCGAAGCGUCCAGGGGUGGAGCCUUAAAGGGUGAAGGCGCCAGGAGAGAGGAUCUGGAGGAGAUGGAGUCGCUCCGCGAAGAGCUGGCGAUGCUCAGGGAGCAGGAGCAAGCGUACAGGCUCAUGCUGGACGAGGAGAGACGGGAAUGGGAGCAGUCGAUCAAAGCCUGCGAAGAGAAAUUAUUGAAGGAGAGGGAGCGGAACGAGGAGACUGUAUCCGAGCUGAGGCGGAGGUUGCUCUCGUCCGAGCAGCAGUUGCGGGCGCAGCGGGAGAGGUGCGCCCAGCUGCUGCAGGAGAGCGACGCCCAGCUCACGGCCCGCAGGCACCGCGAGGCCUCGCCCCAGCCGCAGCCCGCCCUGCCGGGGGCGCUGUCCGAUGGGCCGGCCCACAUGCUGCACUAUUCGCACGAGCUGGCGCGGAGGGACCUGGACAUUUCACAGCUGCGGAGGGAAAAGCACGCCCUGGAAGGCCAAUACAGAGACUGUCAGCGCGAGGCGACAAUUGAAAAAGAGAGAUUCAAAGAAGUUAUAAGAACCUUGAAGGAGGAGAUUGACAGGCUGAGGCGAAGCCAGUCCCGUGAGGGCGCCAACCUGGAGUACCUGAAGAACGUGGUGCUCGCCUAUUUGCUGGGCGGUGGGGCCGGUGGCGGUGGGGGCGGUGGGCGAUCCCACAUGCUGAACGCCAUCGCGGCCGUGCUGCACUUCAGCGCCGCCGAGCGGGCCGCGGUGCUCGCCGCGCUG
This is a messenger RNA of Iphiclides podalirius (scarce swallowtail), 1878 nucleotides long. The record is from the annotation of a GenBank genome assembly. Lineage: Eukaryota; Metazoa; Arthropoda; Insecta; Lepidoptera; Papilionidae.